Messenger RNA from Yamadazyma tenuis ATCC 10573, 1332 nucleotides. RefSeq lists its product as uncharacterized. Gene Ontology annotation, cellular component: fungal-type vacuole membrane. The record is from RefSeq and is a predicted model, not a curated record. NCBI's taxonomy places the organism in Eukaryota, Fungi, Ascomycota, Pichiomycetes, Serinales, Debaryomycetaceae.
ACCUCUCAGGCUUGUACGGCUUCUUUUGAAAAUAUUAAAACAACUCAAGGUUGACAGUUCUGCCAUACCCAACCUCUGCAUCACCAUCUCCUCGAUGUCGUUAUCCGAAACGCUAUCUCAAUGGGUACGACUGUCAGUAUUCUUCCAAAAGGAAUCCAACUUAUCAUCUCGGCAAAAAUGGAUCUUGGGCUUGGUCAAUUUGGGUUCAGUAGUGAUAUUCUGGGUGCUGUCCUCGUUUUUGGUGAGCGACUUGUUUGAUAGCGAUGUGUAUCGCAAGCCGUUCAUGAUAACUUACCUUAACACGGCGUGUUUCACCCUCUACUUCAUCCCAUAUUUGAAGCUUGAAGGGCUCGGUGUGUCUGAGUUUGUGGCAUUAGUCAAAGCAGAAUACUCUAACCUGCCGCCAGCAUUCAACGAUAUCGAAACGGUAUCGUAUGGUUCAGGUUCAGAUGUUAACGAGAUACCACCCGAGCCGACUCCGGACCUCAAGGUUGGAAUUUUAGAGACUAUUUCGUUGUCAUUGAAGUUCUGCGCCCUUUGGUUUGCCGCCAACUUGGCCACUAACUGCUCAUUAUCGUACACGUCAGUGGCAUCCCAGACCAUAUUGUCCUCGACAUGUUCAUUCUUCACCUUGAUCAUCGGCUUUGUCUACGGGGUGGAAAAAGUCACUCGAAGCAAGAUCUAUGGUAUAGUUCUAUGUUUUGUUGGAGUGGUGAUAGUCACCAGAGACGAUUCUUCUGCCACCAAUCCCGCCACCUCCAACUGGCUAGUGUUGAUGGGAAAUCUCAUGGCACUCAUUGGAGCUCUUAUUUACGGGAUUUACACGAUCUUGCUAAAGAUGAAGACGGUGGUGAAAAACUCGACUUUGGAACGAGAGCUCAAUACGCAUCUUUUCUUUGCAUUUGUGGGAAUCUUCACAUUGGUGAUAUUGUUCCCAGUGAUGGUGAUCCUCCAUUUCACGGGUGUGGAGCGGUUUGUGCUCCCCACCAACAAACACGCGUUGACGCUGCUUCUGAUCAACAUGCUCAUUACCCUCAUCAGUGACUUUUGCUGGUGCCGAGCUGUGCUUUUAACCAGUCCGCUCACCGUCACCGUGGGACUAUCUUUGACCAUUCCGUUGGCCAUGGUGGGCGACUGGGUGCUCAAGGGGUUCCAAUUGAAUCUUUUCUACAUCUCGGGAGCCGCCAUUGUCACUAUUGGUUUUCUCAUCAUCAACCACGACGAAGAGCAAGAGUUCAGUCACAAUCAUAUAGAAUAAUUACUUACAGUUGAUAAAUAUAUUGAACAAUUGAGUUGAACACCUGGUCAUGAACAGCCAACAGUACUAUUGAU